Messenger RNA from Paramacrobiotus metropolitanus, 1660 nucleotides. Its product is annotated as geranylgeranyl transferase type-1 subunit beta-like. The coding region runs from base 208 to 1392 and encodes 394 amino acids. Gene Ontology annotation, biological process: protein geranylgeranylation. Lineage: Eukaryota; Metazoa; Tardigrada; Eutardigrada; Parachela; Macrobiotidae. The record is from RefSeq and is a predicted model, not a curated record. Gene Ontology annotation, molecular function: CAAX-protein geranylgeranyltransferase activity. Gene Ontology annotation, cellular component: CAAX-protein geranylgeranyltransferase complex. The transcript has 7 exons.
CAAAAAUUCAAUUCAAAAAGUUUGAAAAUUAUUCCAGCGUCUGAGUUGUAGCACUCGCAGUUCCUUCCAGAUUUUCUUUUAUUCGGCGAUGGGAAUGGCUGAUGCUGUAGGAGCCCUGGUCAGGCUACGUCGCAGUUCGAUGCAAAGAAAUGGAAGAGGUUUCGCACUGAGUUUGCCCGAAAGCGACACAUUUUAUUCUUUGAAAGAAUGCUGAACGGGUUACCAGGAUCUUCCGCUUCUCAGGAAACAAAUCUAUUGACACUAGUGUAUUUCUGCGUUGGGGGCUUGGAACUGAUUGAUGCCUCAGACGCCCUGAAGAAGCGACGCAGGGAUCUGAUAGAUUUUGUUUAUUCGCUUCAGUCGCACGGGGAGAUUGGUGGAUUCUUCGGAAAUCUCAAUGAUGCUACUCAGAACCGAUGCCGAGAAAACCAACCAGAAGUCUGCAUUGGAACGAACAUCGCAAUGACUUUCGCUGGUCUUGCCACUUUGUUAACGCUGGGUGAUGAUCUAACAUCCAUUGAUCGCCAUGGAAUUGUGCGGCAGCUGAUGGCUCUACAGACUGCCGAAGGCAGUUUUUGUGGCGCAGUGCCUUUAAAAUCGAAAAUGGACGUGGAAAGUGGCAGGCUGCCGUUGGAUGGGGAACGCACGAAUUCGGAAGCCGAUAUGCGCUUCGUUUUCUGUGCUGCUGUGAUUAGCUUCAUCAUUAGAGAUUGGAGUGGUGUGAAUGUGCAUACAAUGCAAAAAUUUAUUUGGAGCUGUCGUAGCUAUGAAGGAGGGUUUUCCCAGGUAUCUGGGGCCGAAAGCCAUGGCGGCUCGACAUAUUGUGCAGUUGCAGCGCUGUAUUUGAUAUUCCUCUCGAAAAAUCUUGGCCUGAUACAGAACUCUUGCGAGCACUGCGACAGAAUGACCACAGCUUUGUUUGGGCUGGGUGCGGACGGAGACGCCCCGAAUUAUAUCAGGGACGAGUUGAUUGCAUGGUGUUUAUUCCGCCAAGGCCGGGGUUUCAACGGUAGGCCUAACAAGCCUGAGGAUUCAUGUUACACAUUUUGGAUUGGAGCCGUACUUAAAAUGACCAAUGCGUACGAGUUCGUAUCAGAAGAUUUACUCGAAGAAUUUUGCAUGGAAACUCAGGACGGUAUUAUAGGAGGAUUUGCAAAAUGGCCUGGAAGUCGCUCUGAUCCUCUACAUGCGUAUUUGACGAUCAGUGGCUUGUCGCUUUUGCCAAGAUAUGUGUUUGUGGAAAACAGUUUGGAUUUCGAAGAUGGUAAUACGGAUGAGAAAGAAGAUAUCAGUUUAAAUUUUGACGAGUGGAAAUUAAAAGCAGUACAUCCUGCUCUGAACAUUAGCAUGCCAGCCUUUUUACAUCUCUCGACUUUGUUCCGUGCUGCUUGAUAGUGAACUACAUACUAUUGGCCUGGUGUGUUUGUUGUUUUAAAUUCUAAGUGCCGUAUGCCUUUUGAGAUAUUUUUAUCUGUUCCUCAUCGUUGGUACGUACAUUGAUUUUAUUUUUUCAGUUUCUUUUUUCCGAACACUUGUUUAAUUACGACGUACGAUAAGCGGCUGUGAUAGUUGUUCCUCUAGUUUGUUGGUUUUUUAUGACUAGUGCGACUGAGUCGUUUGUUUUUUUAACAGCAGUGACGAGUGAAUAAAGUAGAUUAUC